Manihot esculenta (cassava) is the source of this 3202-nucleotide messenger RNA. Its product is annotated as serine/threonine-protein kinase BLUS1. Gene Ontology annotation, biological process: protein phosphorylation. Lineage: Eukaryota; Viridiplantae; Streptophyta; Magnoliopsida; Malpighiales; Euphorbiaceae. Gene Ontology annotation, molecular function: ATP binding; protein serine/threonine kinase activator activity; protein kinase activity. The record is from RefSeq and is a predicted model, not a curated record. The coding region runs from base 842 to 2932 and encodes 696 amino acids. The transcript is spliced from 21 exons.
AUCUCUCUCUUCCCAUUUUAAAAAAUUUUUCAUUUGUAUAUCUAUUAUUCUCUUACUCUCUCCAAACCCCAGAAUAAUUCACAAUAAAAGGAAAAAAAAAAAAAAGAAGAAGAAAGAAGAAGGGGCAGAUUCGAUCUCUUGACCUUCCACAGUCAGUGCAGAUUUGUUGGAUACAAGGCGGAGUUAGAGAUUCAGCCACAAAUCUUCUCUCUGUCGCAAGUACAAUUACUGAUUACACUUGCAUCUAGCUGAAUCCGGAGUCCAUUUUCUUGCUUUUCAGUUUAGCUAAGCAGGUUUAUGGCAUGCUUUUGGGACCACCCUUUGGUUUUGUAUUAGUUCUGGAUAGCUGUUCUUCUACUUGACAUGCACCUGGAUCAAAAGACGCUUUGCUUGGCUUUAGGAGCAUAUUAGAAGUUGGCAUACUACUACUGAUUGUACAAGCUUCUUCCUUUUAUCAGCUUAAGUAUUUUCUAAUAGUUUAUAACAGAUUCUGGUAGUUCAUCCCAGGAUCAUUGACGUCAGAUACCCUUAUUUGUUCAUUCUUAAGAAUAUAAAAUAGAUACAUGCUAAGAUAGUCUUAUUCUAGUCUAACUUUGGGAGUUACAAAGAUAUUUUAGGUUUAUUGAGUUUAAUGGUUCUACGCGCAAGAAAAACAUUUGGUAAUAUCAUCUUGAUGAGGCCACUGGAUUCAUACAACAUUUAAUGCUGAAGGGGGAGAUGCUACUAAAUUGGAAGAAACCCCACAUUGACUUAGUUUUUACCUUCAUCAUAUACGGUUCAUUUAUGUCUGGUACAUCUGAGAGUAUAGGGAGGCUUUAAUGGUGUUUUACAAGAGGAAACCAUGGAGCACAUUUCAGAGAAAAGAUAUCCUGUAAGUGCAAAAGAUUACAAGUUAUAUGAAGAAGUUGGUGAAGGUGUCAGUGCCAUUGUAAAUAGGGCCCUCUGCAUUCCGCUUAAUGAGAUAGUUGCAAUUAAGGUUCUUGAUUUGGAGAGGUGCAACAAUGACCUGGAUGGCAUUCGACGAGAGGUACAGACAAUGAGCUUGAUUAAUCAUCCAAAUCUAUUACGAGCACAUUGUUCUUUCACUAUUGGCCACAACCUUUGGAUUGUAAUGCCGUACAUGGCUGGAGGAUCUUGCCUUCAUAUAAUGGAAUCUGCAUAUCCUGAGGGUUUUGAAGAGCUUGUUAUUGCUACAUUACUGCGUGAGACUCUCAAAGCUCUUGUUUAUCUUCAUGCUCAUGGUCAAAUCCAUAGAGAUGUGAAGGCUGGCAACAUCUUAAUCAAUUCUGAUGGUUCUGUUAAGUUGGCAGACUUUGGAGUAUCAGCAUGCAUGUUUGAUACAGGAGAUAGGCAGCGAUCCAGAAAUACCUUUGUUGGAACUCCAUGCUGGAUGGCUCCUGAAGUUAUGCAGCAAUUACAUGGAUAUGAUUUUAAAGCAGACAUCUGGUCAUUUGGAAUAACUGCACUUGAACUUGCUCAUGGCCAUGCUCCUUUCUCCAAGUAUCCACCAAUGAAAGUUUUGCUGAUGACAUUACAAAAUGCACCUCCAGGACUUGACUAUGAAAGAGACAAGAGGUUUUCUAAGUCAUUUAAAGAGAUGGUAGCCACUUGCUUAGUGAAGGAUCCAAAGAAACGUCCCACCUCAGAAAAGCUUUUGAAACACCAGUUCUUUAAACAUGCACGGUCAAAUGAAUAUCUUGCUCGUGCCAUUCUUGAUGGACUUCCUCCUUUAGGAGAGCGUUUUAGGUUGUUAAAGGCAAAAAAGGCUGAUCUUCUUCUUCAGAACAAGGCUCUGUAUGAAGAUAAGGAGCAAUUAUCACAGCAAGAGUACAUAAGAGGAAUCAGUGCUUGGAACUUCAACCUUGAGGAUUUGAAAAGUCAGGCUGCUCUUAUUCAGGAUUUUGAUGGCAUACCAAAUGCAGAAGAUCCUGAUGUGAGCAUGAAGCAAAAGGACAGGAACAAUAAUGUUGAGCCUACAGCUGAGAGGCUGUCCCAUGAAAGGGCUAACCAUUCAACUACUGCUCCUUGUCAUCAGGAUGAUUUUAGUGAUCUUCAUGAUUUGGAGAGUUCACUUCCUUCAUUUCCUAUUAAACCACUUCAAGCGCUUAAGGGUUGUUUUGAUGUUGGAGAUGAUGAUGUGGAUGGAACUAGUCCAGAUUGGAAAGGUACUGCCCAAUCAGAUUAUGCAGCAAAUGUUGUAAACCAAGAAAGUGAAGCAAAUAACACUGAUAACCUUGGUAGAAGCAGUUCUUUACCACGUAACGUCGUUGCGGAGCAUAAAAAAUUUUUGAGUGGACCGUUAAUGCCAGAUAAUGCUUUUUCUCCCAAAAAGAUUGUUGGAGAUGAGAACAGGGAUUUUCUACAGCCAAAAUAUCAACCAGAUAGAAACUAUAGCGGUCCAUUGUUAUAUCGACAGAAGAGGGAUGCAAAUAACCCUUCAUCAGCAGAGGAUUUGGCAGAAGGAGCAGUUGUCCAACGUAAGGGACGCUUCAAGGUCACUUCAGCAGAUCUCAGCCCAAAGGGUCCUACAAACUGUUAUUUCAGUCCAGUUUGUGGAGGUUCAACUAGUCCGUCUACAUCAAACCUUACAGCUGCCUCAGUUCUCCCAUCACUGCAUUGCAUUUUGCAGCAAAACACCAUGCAAAGGGAAGAAAUUCUUAAAUUGAUUAAGUAUGUGGAGCAAAACUUUGGAAAGCAAAUGGAGUCAGCUGAAGCAGCCACAAAUGACCUUUUGCCGAUAUCGCCUACUUCUGCUAGGGAGAGGGAGCUGCAGUCUCAGUUGAUUAAUCUCCAACAAAGUAUUGGAAGUCUUGUGGAAGAAUUGCAGAGACAGAAGAUGAAAAAUGCUCAGAUAGAGAGGCGUGUAACAGGCCUGAUGGACAUGCCAUCAUGUCCUUCCUUCCCUCCAGAGUACCACUGUGGUGUUGGAUAACAUAUAGGCACUCGUCCCCUUCCUCUGUAGAGCCUUUCAUGAAAGAUGUAGUUUUAGGAUAAUAUAUUGGCAUUUUGGUUCCCUUCAAAAUUUCUUACUGAUGCUUUUAUGAAUUAAUGGUUUUUGGAGACCUUUUUCGUCAUGGAUUUUUUUUCUUUUUGCCUCGUUGAAGAGUAUGUCACGAUAAUCAACCAUGCAUGUUUUUUUUUUUAAUUUGUUGAUUUGUUGUGAAAUGCUGUAUCCAAUUUGUACAAAUACCCAUUUAUAUCC